Tremella mesenterica DSM 1558 is the source of this 327-nucleotide messenger RNA. RefSeq lists its product as uncharacterized. Lineage: Eukaryota; Fungi; Basidiomycota; Tremellomycetes; Tremellales; Tremellaceae. The record is from RefSeq and is a predicted model, not a curated record. Gene Ontology annotation, cellular component: nucleus; site of double-strand break; DNA replication factor A complex. Bases 1 to 327 code for a protein of 108 amino acids. Gene Ontology annotation, biological process: base-excision repair; DNA replication; double-strand break repair via homologous recombination. The transcript is spliced from 5 exons. Gene Ontology annotation, molecular function: damaged DNA binding; single-stranded DNA binding.
AUGUCUCGUCUCGGUCCUGAGCCUCGUAUAAACUCUAGACUACUUCCUCAGUUCAAAGGUCAAACGGUCCGACUGACUGUCAAAGUCGUCAAACUUAACGGAGAUACCGCUACAGUCGAAGCUUCCGAUGGUGGACCGAUCGGAGUGGUUUUACCGAGAGAUAUACAUAUAGAAGACCCUUUCGUGGAGCUCAUUGCUCUUGUGAAAGAUGAUCUCAGCGUGAGAGCUUUGACAAAUAUCAAUCUGGGGAAGAAUAUUGAUAUGAAAGCCGUUGACGCUCUCGUCACACUCAGCAAUUCGUCCAAGGGUGUAGGGGUUUUGUGUUGA